AUGGCAGGAGCCGAGGUCGUGGUGAAUGCAUGGAAAGAAUGGGGUCUCCAAUUGCUUGUGCUGCUCAGCUUCAUGCUCCAGGUCACUCUCCUCAUCUUGGCGGAGUUCCGCCGGUGCAUCGACUCCGGCGUGCUAAGGGUCUUUGUUUGGUUAGCGUACAUGCUGGCCGACGCGACGGCGAUCUACGUCCUGGGCCAUAUGUCCGUGACCAGCAGGUCGCCGGAGCAUGAGCUGAUGGCGUUGUGGGCGCCGUUCCUGCUCCUUCACCUCGGUGGGCAGGACAACAUCACCGCCUACGCUGUCGAGGACAACCGGCUGUGGUUGCGCCACUUGCAGACGCUCGACGUGCAGGUGGCGGCAGCUGCAUAUGUCAUCUACCAAUCUUCCAUCCUUGGCCUGCGGUCUUUGCUCUGGCCGACCACAAUCCUCGUGUUUGUGGUGGGCGUCCUCAAGUACGGGGAGAGAGUGUGGGCGCUGAGGUGCGCGGCUAGCACCCCAGCGGGCAACAAUUACCGGUCUCUUGAAAGGUAUGCAGUGUUUCGAAGAUUCAUUUUUAAAGACGUUGCAAGUUCAGAACGUCGGCGGGUAGCCACAAGUAGAGGUGUCCUGGAUACGGAAGCCUUCCUACAGAUAGCUCACGAACUGCUGGAAGUUCCCAAAGACUUGCUGUUAGAGGGUUCGUUACCCACUGAAGGUUCAAGCACAGAUCUGAGUGCAGAGGAGCUAUACAAGGUAGUCGAGAUGCAGCUCUCGCUGAUGCACGACGUGUUCUACACCAAGACGCCUAUGAUGCACAGCUGGCAUGGCCUCUGCAUCCGCAUAAUUUCCCUGCACACAUUAGAUGUUGCUGUCACUUAUGUCCUAUUGGUUGGGUCCGUCAUCCUGGAGAUCACGUCAGUGCUGAGGGUCGUGUUCUCGAGCGGGACUUGCGUGCUCCUGGAAGGAUGGAGUAGGCCGCGGAUCCGGCGUGCUCCUCCCCUGCGGGUCCACAAGCAAAAAGGACGCAAUAUAUGGCAUCUGCUUGCCCGUGUAGUUUCCCCUCUCCGCCGGCUCGUCCAUGCAGCAGAGUGGAGAAGAAGGUGCUGCUGGUCGCGCUCCUUGGGGCAGCACAACAUGCUUAAGCUGUGCGCUCGCAGCAGGGCCAGCCGAAGCAGCAAGGUCGCGAGAUGGAUGGGAGUCGAGGACCCGUGGAACAUGCUGGCAUACUCGUGGUCGAUCCCCGUUUCCGCCUCCAUCGAGCAGCUGUUGGUGAAGCAACUGCUCAAGAAUGUAAGGCGGAACCCAGAUGAGAAAUGGAACCCAGAUGAAAUCAUCAUGGCACAGGGUCGAGAGGCGAUGCAGAGGUGGGGGCUGUACGAUGACCUGGACUGGGGUGUAGAGGAGAGCAUACUCGUCUGGCACCUCGCCACCGACAUCUACCUCUAUUGGUACAAGGAGUAA
Messenger RNA from Miscanthus lutarioriparius, 1440 nucleotides. Lineage: Eukaryota; Viridiplantae; Streptophyta; Magnoliopsida; Poales; Poaceae. The record is from the annotation of a GenBank genome assembly.